AUGCGACCGAAAGUGACCGUGGUGGGCGCCGGCAACGUCGGCGCCACCACCGCCCAGCGGCUGGCCGACGCCGAGCUGUGCGAUGUCGUUCUCAUCGACAUCAUCGACGGCAUUCCCCAGGGGAAGGGCCUCGACAUGCUGGAGGCCUGCCCGGUGACGGGCAGCGACGUCCAGGUGAGCGGCACCUGCGACUACGCGGACACCGCGGGGUCCGACGUCGUGGUCAUCACCGCCGGGCUGCCCCGGAAGGCGGGGAUGAGCCGGGACGACCUGCUCCGGAAGAACUACCAGAUCGUGAGCAGCGUGACCCGCCAGGCGAUGGAGCAUUCGCCGGACGCCAUCCUGGUGGUGGUCUCGAACCCCCUCGACGCCAUGGUGCAGACCGCGCUGAGGGCCAGCGGCCUGCCGAAGGCGCGGGUGGUCGGGAUGGCGGGGGUUCUCGAUUCGGCGCGCAUGCGGGCGUUUAUCGCCGCCGAAGUGAACGUCUCGGUCGACAACGUCCACGCCUUCGUGCUCGGCGGGCACGGGGAUGACAUGGUGCCGCUGCCGCGCUACUCCACGGUCGCCGGGAUUCCGCUCCCGGACUUCAUGUCCGAAGAAGCCAUCGCCCGGAUCGUCGAGCGGACCCGGAAGGGCGGCGGCGAGAUCGUGGCCUACCUGAAGACCGGAUCGGCCUACUACGCCCCCUCGGCGGCCAUCGUCGAGAUGGUGGACGCCAUCCUCAAGGACAAGAAGAAGAUCCUUCCCUGCACGGCCUAUCUGGAGGGCGAGUACGGCGUCGACGGCCUCUCUCUGGGGGUGCCGGUCAAGCUCGGACGCUCGGGCGUCGAAGAGGUCAUCGAGAUCAAGCUCACCCCGGACGAGCAGGCCGCGCUCGACCGGUCCGCCGCCGCGGUCCGCGAGCUCACCGAAAAGAUCGGCGUGUGA
This is a messenger RNA of Geodia barretti, 927 nucleotides long. The record is from the annotation of a GenBank genome assembly. NCBI's taxonomy places the organism in Eukaryota, Metazoa, Porifera, Demospongiae, Tetractinellida, Geodiidae.